AUGACCGGCCGAAACGAAAAUGACGACUUCAACUCAAUCUGGAACAUAUUAGCAGCAUCAAUCCGCGAAAUCCAUACAAAGAACUCGUCUCUACUCUCAUUUGAAGAGCUCUAUCGAAGUGCUUACAAGCUGGUUCUGCGCAAACAGGCAAUGGACCUGUAUGGAAAAGUAGCCGAUCUUGAGAAAGACUGGCUAUACAACGAAGUUCGCAAACAAGUCGCAAGCUUAAUCACUCCGGCUCUACUUACGAUCGGUGACUCGGCCGAUUCUAAUGACCAUGCAAAUGAAAGAAAGGCGGCUGGCGAACGAUUGCUGGCAAAGCUCAAGGAAGUCUGGGAGGACCACCAGCUCUGUAUGGGCAUGAUCACAGACGUCCUUAUGUACAUGGACCGUGUAGUGAUACAAGAGCUUCGCCAUCAAUCAAUAUACGAUACCUCAAUGUAUUUCUUCCGCGAUUGUGUCCUGAGAUCGGACGUCGGCGGGGACGAGGCCACUACUAUUUCUUCCGUAUUCGAAAACACAAUUCUUUUCAUGAUCCGCCUUGAACGUGAGGGAGUAAUCAUCGACCGUGCGCUGAUUCGACACUGCGUAUAUAUGCUCGAGGGAUUAUACGAAGACGGAACCGAUGAUGCAGCUGGGAAGCUCUACCAUACCACCUUUGAGCCUGCGUUCCUCGAGGCAAGCCGCAGGUACUAUACCGCGGAGGGCCAACGGCUCCUAACAACCACCGACGCAGCCACAUUCUGUAAGCGCGUUACGGAUAGAAUCAGAGCGGAACAGUCCUGGUGUCAGCAAACCUUAUCUCCUGUAACUGAGGCUAAAAUCAUGGCCGUCAUCGAUGAUUGCCUUAUCAAGGAUUACAUCGGUGAAGUCAUCCGCAUGGACGACAGUGGCGUGAAGUACAUGACCCAAAACGAUCGGCUUGACGAUCUACGCAACGUCUACCUUCUCAAUGCUCGCAUUGAUGCAAAAAAGGCAGCAUUGACUAACGUUGUGCAGAAAACGGUUGUCGAGUAUGGGACCGCCAUCAAUACUGCAGCCAAGGAGUUCUCACAGAAUCCACAGGCGUCUAUAACGCCGGAAGCAGGCAAAAAACCUGCUGCAUCUGAAGAUAAGCAACCGACUAUGAACUUGCAAACUGCCGCUGCGAUAAAGUGGGUGGACGAUGUCCUCCAGCUAAAGAAGAAAUUUGAUAGAAUCUGGGAAGAAGCCUUCGUGAAAGAUCAGACUAUGCAGACCUCCCUCACCACUAGCUUCUCGGAAUUUAUUAAUAUAAACCCUCGCAGCACCGAGUAUCUUUCCCUGUUCUUUGACGAAAACCUAAGAAAGGGUAUCAAAGGCAAAACUGAAGAGGAGGUUGACACUCUUAUUGACAAUGGGAUUACCUUACUACGAUACAUUCGAGACAAGGAUCUCUUUGAAACUUAUUAUAAGAAACAUCUCUCUCGCCGCCUGCUCAUGAAGCGGUCAGUGAGCAUGGAUGCCGAACGGCAGAUGAUUGCAAAAAUGAAGAUGGAAGUCGGAAAUACAUUCACACAGAGACUGGAAUCCAUGUUUAAAGACAUGGCUGUUUCCAGUGACCUCACAUCUAGCUAUCGGGACUACAUAGCCCAGCAUGGUGAUCCGGAUCCUAAACGAGCUGAAUUGGAAAUGAGCGUCCUCACAAGUACCAUGUGGCCAAUGGAAAUAAUGAGCAGCUACAACAAGGAUGGCCAUGUUCAGCCUCCGUGUGUUUACCCUAAAAACAUUGAAUCGCUCAAGCAGAGCUUUGAGCGAUUCUACCUCGACAAACAUAGCGGGAGGAAGUUAUCGUGGCUGUCAGGUAUGGGCACAGCUGAUAUCCGAGCUACCUUUACCCGACCUAACGGCAAGGUUGAACGACAUGACCUAAAUGUCUCAACCUAUGCGAUGGUCAUCCUACUGCUUUUCAACGACCUGCCUACGGGUGAAUCUCUCACCUUUGAAGAAAUUCAAGAGCAAACCAAGAUUCCCGCCAACGACCUGAUCAGGAAUCUCCAAUCGCUCGCUGUUGCACCGAAGACCCGUGUAUUGCGAAAGGAACCUAUGAGCAAAGGCGUGCUACCUACGGACAAAUUCUCCUUCAACGAACAGUUUACCAGCAAAUUCACGAGACUCAAGAUUGGUGUCGUCAGCUCUGGAGGUAACAAGGUAGAGAACAAAGACGAACGCACGGAGACGGAGAAAAAGACUAGUGAAGAGCGAGGAGGAACCAUCGAGGCUGCAAUCGUUCGAAUCAUGAAACAACGAAAACAACUAGCGCACUCGCAGCUAAUCACCGAAGUGAUCUCCCAGCUUGCCUCUCGCUUCAUGCCGGAUGUGAACAUGGUCAAGAAACGGAUCGAGAGUCUGAUAGAUCGCGAGUAUUUGGAGCGUAUCACCGAUUCUGAUCCGCCUGCCUAUUCAUACGUUGCUUAG
Arthroderma uncinatum is the source of this 2436-nucleotide messenger RNA. RefSeq names its product Cullin-3. NCBI's taxonomy places the organism in Eukaryota, Fungi, Ascomycota, Eurotiomycetes, Onygenales, Arthrodermataceae. Gene Ontology annotation, biological process: ubiquitin-dependent protein catabolic process; protein ubiquitination. Gene Ontology annotation, cellular component: Cul3-RING ubiquitin ligase complex. The coding region runs from base 1 to 2436 and encodes 811 amino acids. The record is from RefSeq and is a predicted model, not a curated record. The transcript has 3 exons. Gene Ontology annotation, molecular function: ubiquitin protein ligase binding.